This is a messenger RNA of Balearica regulorum gibbericeps (East African grey crowned-crane), 840 nucleotides long. The record is from RefSeq and is a predicted model, not a curated record. Lineage: Eukaryota; Metazoa; Chordata; Aves; Gruiformes; Gruidae.
UUCCUGGAGGGAAAGUGAAGUUAGUACAUAGUUCUACUAUGGAAUUGAGUAACAGCCUUUUCCCAAAGGAUGUCCGCCAGAGAAUGCCCCAAACAUUGACUAUUAAAUUUCUUUCUUCUAAUCCUAAUCAUUUCAUUGUCGGAACAAACAUUGGUCUGGUAGGCCAUGGUACAAGACAUGAUUUAAGAGUUGUUCCGAAGCUAUUCAGACCCCGGGAGAGCGGACUAAGAUCAAUAGGCGUCAAUGCAAUUGAUUUCUCCCCUUUUGGAAAGCCACUGUUUUUGGUUGGCUGUUCAGAUGGAAGUAUUAGGUUACACCAAAUGACUUCGGAGUAUCCCCUCAUGCAGUGGAAUGACAGCACAAAUGGCCAGCCAAUUAUUGCCGUGCAGUGGGCUUUAACAAGACUCGCUGUGUUUUUUGUCCUGGAUGCAUCAUCUAAUGUUUACAUUUGGGAUCUUCUGGAAAAUGAUUUGUUGCCUGUGGCAAAGCAGACUGUUCCAUCAGAGAAUGUUGUAACUAUGGCUUUACUGGGAGAACCAGAAAAAACAAAUGGAUUGUUAGGAAUUGCGCUGGCUAAAGAAUCUGGACAGAUAGACAUUCAGUAUGUAAAGAAGAAGUGGGCAUUACCUCAGCCUGAGGAAUCUGAAAAAUUUCAUUUGCUUUUAUUGCAGUCUGUUUAGAAAUGGUACACCUCUCUGGAUGUAUUCAUUAUUGCAAAAUAUUUAGAUUAUUUUUGUCUGCAAUUAAAAGAUUUAUAAUGUAAUUUUAUAUUUGUAUAUAGCUUGUAUAUAUUUUAAAGAAUAUAAAUGCAAUAUUUUGGCUAAAAUUAUGUAUUUUAUC